Stylonychia lemnae is the source of this 3168-nucleotide messenger RNA. NCBI's taxonomy places the organism in Eukaryota, Ciliophora, Spirotrichea, Sporadotrichida, Oxytrichidae. The record is from the annotation of a GenBank genome assembly.
AUGAGUACGAUAAAAUUUGACUAGAGGCUCUAUCAAGAGAACUUAAUUCUAAAGAAGGUGCUUUAAGUUACUAUUUUUCACCCCUAAGAUCCAAAUGAUCCUUUGUCUAAGCUUUCUCAGAGUAGUGAUUAUACAUAUCUAGUUAGUGCAAACAGAGAACUUUAGAAAUUCCCAGGAAUAAAAACACUCCUAGAGAAAAAGACACUGUUUGAUUCUAUAUUUUCUGAGAUUUUAAGUCAACCUAAGAGAUAUGGUCUUGUUUAUCUUAAAGACUGUUAUUGUAGCAAUUUAGCAGAGAAAGACAAAGCAGUAAAUAAAGACUUCGGAGAGUUAUUAGAGUUUAUUUUAGAGAUGACAAUCAAUUACACAUCAAUUUUGACACUAAACCCAGAUAUGUUUCCAGAGAUCCUUCCAGCAAACAAUUCUUAUGAUGGCAUUGAACUCUCAGCUUUUAGAUUUGUUCACAUGUUUGAGCAGAAUGGCUACUCUAUAGGUUUUAUGUCUGAGCUGAAUAAAUAAUUGAGAGCAAUGGAUGAAGAUAGUUUUAACCAAGUUUAUGAGAAUAUUUUUGGCCAAAUUAGGUAUAAAUUCUAAAAGGAAUUAACUGUAUUUGAUGUCAAAGCAUAUGACUUGCUUGAUAGUAUGAGUGCAAUAUUGAACUAAAGUGAUGAAAUCAAAGAGUUAUUCAUUAAUUUGAAGUAUUAAGGAGCAGUUUGGAUUCCAGGCCCUGGAGGAAUAAACCUCACAAAGGGUAUUGGCUCCUGUACUGGAGAUAUGCUGGAAAGCUAAUCUGUACUCGGGCCAUUUUUCAGUAUUUCAUUCCUUCCUUGCACGCUUAACUUAAAAGGAGAUGAGAGAUUUAUGAAGGUAAUUGAGAAAGCAGAAAUUGAGUUGAAGCAGGCUAAGAAUUAAAAUUAAUACAACAAAAUAGCAAACAACUUACAAGACAUGCAUAAAAAGUAUAUUUAAAGUCUAAAUAAUCUAUUCAAAACUUUACUCAAAGGUAAGAAUGUAAGAGAACAAGUUAUGAGAUUCUUAGCUGCUUGUGUUGUAAGUAACACUCCAAGAGCCAAAUUGGGCCACAGUUUAGUCUCGAAUUCCAUGAAGAGCUCCUUAAAUUAAAUCUCUUCUGACUCUUUUUGCAUAACAGCUUAGUAUCUCAUGUUUGAAUUGUGCGUGCCAUUCUUAGAUUUGAGCAAAGAUCUGUGGAAAAAGGUUGAUCCAACAUAUUUACCAUCAGGCUAGAGAAUAGAUCUCACUGAUGAAACACCUAUUUGUGCUAAUAAAUAGUUUAAGCAAGCAUUGAAAUUUCCUAAAGAAUAUGGUACUAUAUCAGAGUUCUAUUUUAUGGAGCUAGAGAUGAUUCAUUUUGGAUUAAUGCACAGUGUUAGAAAAUAUCUAGAUAUUAGAAAGAUGAUUGAAAGAUUAUAAACUGAAAAGAAGGCUAUAAGUCAUGAUUAAAGCAUGGUCCAGAAGUACGAUAAUGAGCUUAGUAUUCUAAAGCCAUUUAGAAUUGCUUACGAGCUAGUUUUGACAGAUAAUAAUCUUGCUAAAUAGGUGGAGAAAUUCUACUAGCUUCAUAUGAGAUUAAUGAAAGAAUGGGGUAGAUUUGAUGAGAAAAAAGUUAAGCUUAGCGAAGAUCCAGGCAUUUUCUGCCAUCUGCCAGAGAACUUUAUGCAAGACAUGAUUGAUGUGAUUUCUGAGAUAAUAAAAGUUAACAUUUAAGGUUACAAAGCUUUCAACAUUGAAACUAUACUAGAUGCAACAGAGUUUUGUUUGGCACUUCUAAGAACUGAAGCAGAGGUAAUAACUAAUCCCUAUAUAAAAGCAAAGGCACUUGAAUUAAUAGCUAUCUUUCACCAAGCAGAUUAAAAGAAGGAACUAAUACAGCAAAUGGGUAGAUCACAGAUUGUAACUAAUGCCUUGAUGGAGACAGUCAUCAAAUUCUAUGUUGAUAUUGAAUUUGCUGGCUCAUCCAUGUUCUAUACUAAGUUUCAAUACAGACAUGACUGUUCAACAAUUUUCCAGAGAUUCUGGACUCAAGAUCUUUUCAGACAAAAAGUAAGAGAGAUGGUUGGAAGUCCCAUUUUUGAAAGGUUCCUAAAUAGCUUGAUUAAUGACAUGACUUUUUGCCUUGAGGAAGGAUUGGUUAAAUUGAAGAAAAUAAAAGAACAUGAAAAUAGAGUAGAGCGUGAAGGUGAGAGUAAGUUGACUAAGGAGGAUCAUGACAAUCAUAAGCAAAAUAAAUAAAUAUGCAGAGCCAACUUCUAACUAGCAGGUGAAUGCAUCUGGAAUGCUAAGUAACUCUCUGAUUGGUGUAAAAAGAUCUUUGACAAUGAGGCAUUUGCUGAAAGAAUAGCAUAAACUCUAAACUUUGUUCUAAAAAGUAUUGUUGGCCCUGAUGGAUCACAAACCACUAUAAAAAAUCCUGAAAAGGUGGCAUUUAAGCCUAUGGCACUAUUGCAAGAUCUAGCUGUGAUUUAUUCUAACUUAUCUGAGAUUGAUCACUUUUGCAAAGCUGUAGUUAGAGAUGAUAGAUCCUUUUCUACAGAUAAUUUCAAUUAAGCUCUUCGAAGACUCAAAAUAAACAGAGCUAGUGAAAAUUUGACAGAGUUUGAGAAAUUUGUACAAUUGAUUCCAAAAUACACAUAAUAAGAAGCAGAACUUGAAGAAAUAUUAGGAAAUGACGCACCUGAAGAAUUUUUGUGUCUAUUGACAUAUAAGUUAAUGAAAGAUCCAGUAAGAUUGCCAACAAGUGGAAACAUCUGUGAUAGAUCAACAAUGCAAAGAAUAUUACUCAAUGAUGAACAUGAUCCAUUUAAUAGAAGUCCCUUAAAGUUUGACCAACUUAUUGAAGAGCAUGAACUUAGAGCUAGGAUAGAAAACUGGAUAAGGCAGAAAUUGGCUGGAGAGGAAACAGAUGAAGAUAAAAGAUUGAAAAGUCUCUAAGAAAAUUAACCAAUGGCUUCACCAGACAAAAAGUUGGAUGAGGAGAUGAAGAUGGAAGUAGAUGAUGAUUAUUCAUCAGCCUUUUUCGAUGAUAAUCAAAUUAUGCAAUUAAGGGGAGGUGCAAACAAUUCUCAAAAUGACGUAGACAUGUUUAGCUAAAACACAUUAUCAAACUUUAUGGCGAGAGGAGAUAGAUUUGGCAAAGAUUAUUAAGAAUGA